AUGAUCUUGCUUACUUACUUACUUCUCUAUGUUAAUGAUAUUGUUCUGACUACUUCCUCUAAGGGGUUACGUGAAAAGAUGAUUACUCAGUUGAAGUCUGAGUUUCCUAUGUCUGAUUUGGGGCCUUUGAGUUAUUUUUUAGGCAUCUCUAUGACUCGCAGACUAUCUAAUUAUAUGCUUCUUUCUCAAAAGAAGUAUGCACAGGAAAUUCUUAAGCGGGCAGGUAUGCACGAUCCUCGAGAGUCACACCUUAAAUUAGUUGCAUUACAUCGUAUCCUGCUUUAUGUUCAGGGAACCAUUGAUCAUGGGUUACAUCUAUAUUCGUCUGCUACUACACGGUUGAUUACUUAUACUGAUGCUGAUUGGGCAGGUUGCCCAGACACUCAUCGUUCGACUUUUAAUUAUUGUUGUUUUUUGGGUGAUAAUCUUAUUUCUAGGUCGUCGAAACGUCAGCAUACAUGGUCUAAGUCUAGUGCAGAGGCAGAAUACCGAGGCGUAGCUAAUGUUGUCUAG
Messenger RNA from Chenopodium quinoa (quinoa), 513 nucleotides. RefSeq lists its product as uncharacterized. The record is from RefSeq and is a predicted model, not a curated record. The coding region runs from base 1 to 513 and encodes 170 amino acids. NCBI's taxonomy places the organism in Eukaryota, Viridiplantae, Streptophyta, Magnoliopsida, Caryophyllales, Amaranthaceae. The transcript has 2 exons.